Poecilia reticulata (guppy) is the source of this 2981-nucleotide messenger RNA. It is a transcript of the gene opn7b, whose product is annotated as opsin 7, group member b. Gene Ontology annotation, biological process: G protein-coupled receptor signaling pathway. The record is from RefSeq and is a predicted model, not a curated record. Gene Ontology annotation, molecular function: G protein-coupled receptor activity. Gene Ontology annotation, cellular component: membrane. Lineage: Eukaryota; Metazoa; Chordata; Actinopteri; Cyprinodontiformes; Poeciliidae.
UUCUCUCCUUGCGUCUUUCAUUCUGAAUCUUUGCCUCGUCAGUGUUUUGUAGUGCCUGAUAUGCAGCACAAUCCUCGCUGAAACCUCAUAAUAGAAAUUAAAUCUUAUUAUAGAUGAGAGAAAAAAAACAACAGUUUUUGAAACCACAGCAGUGGGCAACAAAGAGGGCAUGAGGGCAUGUGAAGCAAAAAAAUGUGGAGCAUGAAGUGCUGAGACUGACAGUGCUGUGUGCUUUAGGUCUGUUUCUGCGAGAGAGGGAGGAGAUGCAGUGUGGAGAAUUUGUGUGCUGGAAGGAGAUUUAAGUGGAGAGCGAGAGCAGAGAGGCAGAGAAGGGACUGGGGCGAGAGUGGGAGCUGAAGACUGAGAGAGAAACAGGCAAGGGGGAAAGAGGAGUAAGGGAGCAUCGGAGUCGAGUCUGCUCCCGACCACCGCCUGUCGGAUCUCCAUGAGUUGACGGGCUGCUGCUGCUGCUGACUGGAGACUGGAUCCUUUUGCAGCACACACACCAGAGUUUCUCCGUGGCUAUGCGUUCAGCUUCCAUUAACCUCUGCUUGCUCCGGCGCUGGCACACGAGUGAAGGUUUGACCAGCUUUGCUCUGGACCUGACUCAAUACCCAUGAAACCCUGCCAACUCUGGCAUACCCUCCCCUCUCAUUAAGGUGCCCAGUUGGACUCCGGAGGCUGUUGCAGAACAGUGAAUUAAUUUAUCUGUUCGGGAAACCAGCUUGAAAUUAUAUGAACAUUGAGAAAUGGCACACUGUCCUGCCGGAAGCAGCCAUCUGAAAAUGGGUUCAUUGUGGUCAUAAAGGAAUGGACAUGGUCAACAACAACACUCAGAUGGGAAAUGCCUCCGAAAUUUUUCUGUUCGUGUCCAGAAUAUCAAAAGACAAUGACUUCGUCAUGGGAACACUCUACACCAUAUUUGGUGUGUUGUCCGUACUGGGGAACGGGAUCUUGCUGUUUGUGGCCUAUAGAAAGAAAUCCUCUCUGAAGCCGGCAGAGUUCUUUGUCGUCAAUCUGGCCAUCAGUGACUUGACCAUGACUAUAACUCUGUUUCCACUGGCCAUUCCCUCAGCCUACGCUCACAUGUGGUUGUUUAACCUGACAACCUGCACUGUCUAUGCCUUUUGUGGUGUUUUGUUUGGCCUGUGCAGUCUGUCAAAUCUCACGGUGCUCUCUUGCGUUUGUUGGCUCAAGGUCUGCUGUCCAAACUACGGUAACAAAUUCUCAUACUGCCAUGCCUCCCUACUCGUCGCGGGCAUCUGGUGCUACGCCGGAGUGUUUGCCGUGGGCCCACUGUCAGGUUGGGGAGAGUAUGGGGCUGAACCUUAUGGGACUGCUUGCUGCAUCAACUGGCACGCUCCCAACCACAGUUCUGCAGCGAUGAGCUACAUCAUCUGUCUCUUCUUCUUCUGCUACAUCGUUCCCUGUACUAUUAUAUUUCUGUCCUACACCUUCAUCUUGGUGACAGUGCGAGGCUCGCGGCAGGCCGUGCAGCAGCACAUGUCUCCACAGAACAAGAUCACCAAUGCACAUGCACUUAUAGUUAAGCUUUCCGUGGCAGUUUGCAUCGGUUUCCUCACGGCUUGGAGUCCAUAUGCGAUUGUUUCCAUGUGGGCAGCCUUUGGGAACGCAACAGACAUACCACCAAUGGCUUUUGCUUUGGCAGCCAUAUUUGCCAAGUCCUCCACCCUUUACAAUCCCAUUGUCUAUCUGGUCUUCAAGCCCAAUUUCCGCAAGUCUCUGUGUCGGGAUGUAGCUCACUGCAGAAGCACAUUCUGCAGAUGUUUUUGUCAACACAGCUCUGCACAGAAGGGAACUUGCAGGCAAUCUCAUCACAUUGACGAGUGCAACUCUACAAGGUUGUCUAACGGACUGCCAGAGAACCACCGGACCUGCAGACAUUGUCCUUACGCUGAAACGGUCUCCGGUGCCAAGGAAAAUUUCACAGAUUACAGUCCUCAACAGACUGCCAGAAUACUGAAAGGAUCUGUGCAAACCGAGGUCGCUGUCAGUCAGCUCUCCAAUGAGCUGCAGAGUGACUUUCUUUAAAGAGAGAAAAACGUCGCCUCAAAAACAAAAGCUGCCAAAAGAAACCAGCAACAAAAAACUGCAAGACGUUGGAUAAAAAAAAAAAAAGAAGCUAAUUGCAAUUUCAGGAAUAGUCAAAGGCUCAAGAAUUACUCACUGAUGAAAAAGACUAUUAUUCAGUAUUAUCAAGUUUCAAGCUUGUUCUAUGCCUCAAAUAUUUAAUACUGCCAAUAGAAAAGAAAAAACGAUUUAAAAAAAAAAUCAAGAUUUGAUCAUGCAGUUACAGUAAACAAUGUAAAAUAAGCAAGCUAACCAGUUCAGAUGGUAAAUUUGUCAGGUCAAAGUUACAAGCAUCAACUAUUGUAUUGCUCUGAACAAUCAACAUCAAGGAAGCAAGACUGAAGAGUCAAAAUGCAAAAUCAAUUUACGCUGGAUUUAGAGGGAGGAACUGAUACUGAAACUGACUACUCCCUAAUCAACCCUUUAUGUGUUUUUACAAGUACUGUACAUUGGGAUAUUUGUAUUUAUUAACACAUGCCUCAGACUGAAGGACAACAGGGUUGCUGCUCUUACCUAAAAGUAAGUAAAAAUCGUGUCCCGAUUGCUGUCGGAGAACAACGUUUUCAAAGCCUCAAUUAAUUUACCUACAAUUUGUCGAACUUGAGGUUCACCUUUUAAAAGUAGGUUUAUCAAAUAAAUAAAGAACAAUUCAAGCUCAACAGAGCUUCUUAUUGCCCUCAUAAAAAUGAACAUCCUAGUAACAGAGUAGCUUUCGUUACUCUGCAGUGUUAUGUCUCAUUGUCUAGGAAAAAUGUUUGGAUGGUUGGUUUAACAGCUCCUUUGGACCAAGUAGCUCAAUAUGGAUUGAAAAUGCCAACUUUACAUGAUUUUAUAAAUUAUGAUAAUUUAACGCAAAGUUGGCAUUUUUAAUGGACUUUCAAUGCAACUUU